Rotaria sp. Silwood2 is the source of this 1380-nucleotide messenger RNA. The record is from the annotation of a GenBank genome assembly. NCBI's taxonomy places the organism in Eukaryota, Metazoa, Rotifera, Eurotatoria, Philodinida, Philodinidae.
AUGAAUAGGUUCGAACAUUUUCUACGUGAAUUAUUCUCGUCUCAAUGUCAAUUAAAUUCUCUUCGACUUGAUAUUGGUAGUUAUGACAUUGGUUAUGAUAUUGAUCAUUGUAAAAAACUAUUCUUUCAUUCUUUUCAAAAUUCAAUUUCGAAUGAACUUCAAUCUUAUUGUGCAACUCUAUCUCGUUUACAUAUUCACAUAAGAUACACAUAUUUUCUUGAACAUCUUAUUGAACAUAUACCUAAUCUCGAACAAUUGUCAAUCAAAUUUAACCGAACAUUAAAUGUUCAACCGCGUUCUGUAUCAUUUAUUGAAAAACUGACUCAAUCAAAUGGAAAUUGGUUUAACAAAGUACCAAAGCUACGAUACUUUACUUUAAAAACUUUCAUUCUAAAUGAUUUGGAAUUUAUCUAUUUGAAAUGGCUUCUCAACAAUUUAAAUCAUGUUCAAACACUGAAACUUCGUCUGGCAAAUGAAAAACCAUAUCGAACAGAUCAAAUGAUAUGGAGAUCACUUAUUGAUGCAAGUUUUGUUCGACAAUAUUGUUUACCUGAUAUUACAGCUAAUAUAAUAGAUUUUGAUUUUUAUAUUUCUUCUCAUUGUCUAUUACUACCAAUCAAUGUUGAAAAAGUAAUUAAUUCAUUUAAAUUUCAUCCUCUUUUUAUUAAUCGUCAAUGGACAAAUGUAAAAUGUCUUUAUGAUCCAAUAACAUCAUAUCAAUACUUAUUUUCUACAAAUAUUAAUAGUACACUUCAAUUCCUUCAUGGUUUAGUUAAUCAUCCGUAUCUUUUUGAAUGGCCAAAUAUUCGACAUAUUUGGAUUGAUUUUCAUCCAUCACUUUAUAUAUUUCUUGAACAACUUGAUAGAAUAUUUCCCAAUGUCUCUUCUAUUACAGUUUAUAUGGAACAUUAUAGAAGUUGUGACAAAUCAGACCUUCAGUUAUCAUUGACAAAGCCGUUCAAAACAGGACUGCAUAAGGUGACCGAUAUUCAAUUUCGAAAUAUUACAAAACUUAAAUUUGGCCACUCCUUUACUCGUCGGAACUAUGCUUGUGAUAAAUCAAUCGAUCGAAAUAAAGCGCGUGCGAAAGUGCUUGCUCAUCUCAUUUCAAUGCCUGUCCAACUCGAAUAUCUUCUAAUUGAAAAAUUUCAAUGGGUUUUGCAUGUUAUUGAAUAUGCAUUUAAUGAAUUAAAAGAAAAUGCAUUAAGUACUGUUCGAUAUUUUGAAUGUGAUAUUCCUAGUUGUCAUCGUAGUUCAAAUGAAUCAAUUUAUAUUGGUAAACAACUUGUACCUUUUCUUACGAUUUAUAUGCCUCAUUUACACACAUUACGUCUUUGGCGACCAGAUGAUUUUCCUUGGACAACUGGUAAGUUUAUUUGA